This is a messenger RNA of Stegodyphus dumicola, 1109 nucleotides long. RefSeq lists its product as uncharacterized. Gene Ontology annotation, biological process: regulation of synaptic transmission, cholinergic; positive regulation of voltage-gated potassium channel activity; sleep. NCBI's taxonomy places the organism in Eukaryota, Metazoa, Arthropoda, Arachnida, Araneae, Eresidae. The record is from RefSeq and is a predicted model, not a curated record.
UUUGCAAACGAACUGCCGCGCCUUCUGAGUGUAGGGUUUCGUUCUAACUAUAUAAUGUUAUUAAUUUUAUCUUUUUAAUCUUUGUUUUGUGUCUGCAUGUUUACGUUCCAUUAAAAAAAAUGAAGAAUCUUCAUUUGUUGCUAGAGAUCUUUGCGUGCCUUAUUAUUGUCCAUAAAUCAUCAGCAAUAUACUGCUAUCAGUGUAAUUCUAAUGAAGAGACGUAUUGUGCCGAAGUGUUUAAUCGAGACCGACUGGCUCUGGAGCCAAAUUUGUGUGAUGGAAUUCAUGAAGCAAAAUAUUGCAUUAAAGCAACUGGAAUGUAUGAAGGCACUAUUGGUACUCGUCGAUUUUGUUCUUCGAGGCAUCACGGCAAUUAUUGUGAAUAUGUGAGACGUCCUGGUGAUGAACGAGAAUAUAGAUCAUGUGUUUACACUUGUUACAGUGAUGGUUGUAAUGGUGGAACUAUUGUUUCAAAAUCGGUAGUAUUGAUUUUCAUAUCUUGCUUCAUGUCAUUUAUUUUGUAUCUUUUAAAAUAAUCCAUGGACUUUGUUAUUACCAUGUACAGUUUGACUAUACAGUCGAUGAAUUUUGUACAUCAUUUAAACAUGAACUGAUUUUAAUCAAAUUCAGAAUGAUAUAUUUAUGCAUUGAUACAUCACCUCUAGUUGUUAUGACUGGUAUAUUUUAAAUGAAAUGUUUUUGACGAAUAAUUAUGACUCUCCAUGACAGUAUAUUUUGCACAGAGGCAUUAUUAUUAAUGUUUUCUAAAGCAUUCAUAAUUUUUUAUGUUAAUUGGUUUUAACUCAUUUUUCAGUGCUCUAGAAGAGUGAUUAUUUUAGAUAUAUAGAAAGUUUUAGUAAACUUUUAUGAAAUAUUGUCAUAAUUGUAAAGUUAAUGUGCAGUUGAAUUAUGUAAUCUUUUAAAAGCAUUUUUAAUUUCAUUUAAAUUUUGGAAACAUGAUGAAUUGUGUUUUGAAACAAAAUUUAUUUCUAAUGCUAAAUUUAUUUCUAUAAUAUUUCUAUAAUUACAUGUAUGCAUAGCUAGUUGUAAUCUGUCUAAAAAUUACAAAUUUUAUUUAAUAAUCGUGUAUUCCAUGCAAAAAAUGGAAA